CUUUAAAUCUCCUCCCCCAUAAAUUCCGCCCUAUCCUCGGCCGAUAAAUCGAUACAAAGAAUAUCGCAGAAGAGCUCUAAACCACAAAAUGUCUCACUGUGCGUCAAGAUUCGCUGUUCCCCACCCUUUGGCAUCACAAUGCAUCAUUCCAUCUCAUUCUAAUAUUCCCAAGUUUGCAGUUCCGAUUGCCGGUAAAAAUGGCAGAUCAAGAAUCGCAUCCAUGGCCGUUGAUGGCAGAGACAGCAUUGACCAAGUUCAGCAAAGGUCAAUAAAGACCCAACCCCCAAGGAGGGCUGUUCAAGCAGUUGCUCCCAUUGGUUUGUGGGAUAGGUUCCCAACAGCAAAGACAGUGCAACAGAUGAUGGACACAAUGGACAGAUUGAUAGAGGACCCUACGGCCUUCAAUGGAAGGUGGUCUUCUUCUUCCCCUGUGCCACAUGAGAAUGGAGGGUAUGGCAGGGGGAGAACGCCAUGGGAGAUCAAAGAAGGUGAGAACGAAUACAAGCUGAGAUUUGACAUGCCUGGAAUGACUAGAAAAGAUGUCAAAGUGUGGGUUGAGGAGAAAAUGCUUGUGUUCAAAGCAGAGAAAGCGCCAAAGAAGAAGGACGGAGAAGGGGUUGGAAAGGAAGGAGUAGAAGAAGACAGUGGAGAGUGGUCUGCAAGUAGCUAUGGAAGAUAUGGCAGCAGAAUAGCUCUCCCUGAGAAUGUGGAGUUUGAGAAAAUUAAGGCUGAGGUGAAAGAUGGUGUGUUGUAUAUCAACAUACCAAAGGCUGUAGCCAGUAGUAAGGUUUUUGAUAUCAGUGUUGAAUGAAAUUGAUUUGGAAGAUGUAUUUUGAUUUGCUGUUAUUUAUGAUUCCAUUUUUUGUUGGAUGUGAAGAUUGAAGAGUGUCCUUCCUUUGGAUCAAGAAAACAUCCGAACAUGUGGCUUCAUUUUUGUUUUUGUAAAGUGAGUGGUCAAACUCGUUUUUAUGUUUUUGGCUAUGUUCUUACUUAGGGAUCGCCAGACAUUUUCUUACAUAUUCACUGUUUGAAUAUGUGGCUCUCACUUUUAUUUUAAUUGUCUGGUAUAAUUGUCAAGACAAUUAAUUAAAUGUAAAUAAUCAAGAGGUUCUUUUUAUAAUGUUAUUU
Cuscuta epithymum is the source of this 1128-nucleotide messenger RNA. Lineage: Eukaryota; Viridiplantae; Streptophyta; Magnoliopsida; Solanales; Convolvulaceae. The record is from the annotation of a GenBank genome assembly.